AAAGCAGUACUGUUCUGUGUGGUCACGGGGAAGGAACAACGCUCGCUCAUUCGUUCGUCGCGCAAAAGUCCCGCUUCGUCCAAUGUUCGUCACAACUCGAUCUCGAGAGUUUUGUCCGCCGUCUGUCGGUCGUAUUCGGUUGUAUCGUAUAGUCUCACGCAGAGAGCGUAGCGUUGCGGUAGUAGCGUAACUACUCGUCGGUCCUCACCGUUUGAGCGUUGUUGGUCCGUCCGAAUCGGAAGUUCGGAAAGUCGCCGUCGAAUUAUAAAUCUUCGAGUACGGUGUGUGCUUUUUAUGUACUCCUACUCCCUGAGAUCUAGAGGAGGAAACUGCGUUCGACUCGGUCACGCUACCUCAGUUGGUCUUGUUGCACUGCUUAAAAAGUGCAAUAAAUUUAAGAUCGUUCCCCAGGGCGCGAUUUGUGUCAAGUGAGAUACCAUUCUUGGAUUGGGCGUUGUAUAUUUUAACCGAUUGAAACGACCUCAAUUCAAGCGGUGCAUUCUUUGUGCACUUCUCGGGUGCAUUCAUCAGGCAGCGGACAGUGUCUUUCAGGCAAGUGCAGUGGUAAUGGUGCUGUGAGCCAGUGAAAUAAAAAAAAACAACAGCAACAAAAAAAAAGCUAUCCGGUCGGGAUGCAACUCGAAGAACCAGUGAGACGUGCUGAGCGAAGCGAGAACGAAGUUAUUUGAAUUAAUUGCAUCGUACCUACUAAUCGCUUCGACAACUGAACUGGACUGGACUGAAAGCAUCGGUGCCAGUCUAGAGAGAGUGCGGAUUUCGAAACAGGAACCGUAGAUCCGCUGCUGUUGCCAGUUGAGUGAGGCCACCUUCACCCUCACCGGAAGACCGAUUCGCCAAUACGCCUAGCGGCCGCGGCAUCAGUUGCUUACUGCUGCUAUCAAGUGCGGCGACGACGACGACGUUUUUUUGCCCUCUCGAUUUGCGUCAUGCAACGACGUACGCCAGCCUCAUCGUCACAACAAAGUAAAGAUAAUGCAAGCAAUCGAUCCCAGCAGCACUUGAAGAAGCCAUCGUCGGACUGUGGAAGCAGCAGCAAAAAAGGUUGCAAUCAGGACAGUGAUGCCGAUGAAACGAGCAGCACCGGUGGCGGAAGCGGAAGUGGAAGUGGCGGUGGAACCAGUAACUCCGGACGAGGAGAAGCGGGUGGUUCCAGUGGCCAGGUCAACACCACGUCCAAUGUCAGCAACAAAGACGAGGACGACAUCUAUGAGUUCAAAUCGACACCGAAAGAUUCCGGUUCCAGUUCCAGUGAUGAGAAGGAAAGCAACAGCGAUAAGACAGAGAAGCUGUCCAAUGAUAAAACUGGUGGAGCGGAUGGGGACACCAAUCAGAGUGGUAACGGAGCUUCACUACCGGGAGGAUCAGUGACCGGUAGUUCCAAACGAGGUUUUUCAGAAGUCAACGAUACUACAGAUGAUAGUACCGGUGGCAACAAUGAUGAUGAUAACAAACGUAAGAAGCGAAAGGAUUCAGAUACUACCAACAAGGAAAGUACAAAAAGUGGACCAGGUGGAAACAGGGGAGCUACACCAAGACAAGAGAAGAGCAAAUCCUCAGGUCCACCGUCUAAGAAUCUUGGCCUCGGUGGAAAAAAUGCGCUCGAUCGAAAGAGUCCGUGCGCAAGCCCAAAACCUGCUGCCGGUGGAUCUGGAGCAGGUGCAUCCAACAAAGGAUCUACAGGGUCAGGCAACAGUAAUACCAACGAUAGCGAUGCGGAAGGUGACGAAUCUUCAGCCAAGAGCGAUUCCAAUUUCAAUACUGGAGGUGGUCCUAAAGUUCCUCCUCUGAAAAUUGUUAUACCUCAGCAGAACACUGGCGGCGAUACCGAGACUGGCGGUAGCUCCAGGAAUGGCAAAAAUGCCUCUGCUAGAAACCACGCUGCAUUACCGUAUGUUGUGGCAUCUUCCAAUAGUAAUGAUUCCAGUGCCGAUAAGGAGAGCACUUCCUCCCGCUCGGCCAGUCCGUCCGAUUCGAAAAGCUCCGAUGAAAAACCUAGUACUAAAACCAGCGAGGAACGCGCACAGGCUCGGGUGCUGCGCAGUCAUCGGGGAGGUGGUAGCAGCGCUUCGUCCGAGGGUGGUGGCAGUAGUGGCCGGCAAAAGGAUAAUCAAAGCGAUCGGUCCGUUGACCGGUCCAACAAUUCCUCUCCCCAGAUGCAACAAAGCAGUGCAGCUCCAUCGCCGGCAUCCAAUAGUGGAGACGCAGGUAGUGGAAAUGGUAGCGGAAGCAACCAGAACAAAGAGACGAACAAUGCAAGUCCUGGUAGUGCCAAUCAGAAGGAAGGUGACUCAGAACCGGUACAAAGCGGUAGUGGUGGGAAUCCGAAAAGUCCACCCGUGUCCUCCAGUUCGACCACGGCAACCACUACCAGUAGCAGUAGUAGUAGCAGUACCAGCACCAAUGCCAACCAGAACAAUCAAUCGAACAAUCAAAGCUCUACUUCGGAAACUGCUGUACAUCCCCGUAAACGUAAAAUUAAAGCCAGUAAGGAUCAAACUUCUACGGUCACGGCUAGCUCGUCGACUCCAUCAACAUCUUCCGCAUCGGCGUCUACCGCUAAUGAGGAGAAGAAAGAGAUUAAAGAAGAAGUUCCAGACGUUCAUCCGCACGAUCAACCGAUAACCAACUGCUAUCAGAUGUACCUGAACAUCCGUAAGCAAAUCGAACGGCGACAACGAGCGCUUUUCCCGGUACAACCGAAACCUCCCCAAGGUUUCAAAGACUAUCUGCUGAAUCGUUGCGCGUACGCGUUAGCUGGCAAAUCGCCAUCCGAACCCAACAUUCAGCCUCCAGCCAGUAUUGCUCAACAGAUGAAGGAACUUUUCAGCAUACAGGAAAAAGAACGCCACAAGCUCAAAAUGCAACACAUUGUCGAAAAAGAGAAGCUUGUGCUGGCCGUAGAACAGGAAAUCCUGAGGGUACACGGCCGCGCGGCUAGAGCUCUGGCUAAUCAAUCUUUGCCAUUCUCCGUGUGCACGAUCCUGAAAGAUGCCGAAGUCUACAACAUCAUUACCCCGGAACAGGAAGAAAAGGAUCGUAACGCUCGGUCCCGCUACAACGGGCGCCUGUUUCUUAGCUGGCUACAGGAUGUGGACGAUAAGUGGGAAAAAAUUAAGGAAGCGAUGCUGUUGAGGCACCACAACGAAGCGGAAAGCUUGCAUGCUGUGCAAAAAAUGGACUGGGAAUGGCGCAUGAAGGAAAACCUGCUCUGUGAGUUCAAAGCCAAACCGGUCAUCGACGACAGUCAGGUUCCGAUGGUGCAUGUAAGUGACGAUUUCGAUCUGCUGCCUGCCUAGGCAUGCUGUUUUUUGGUGCCGAAUUCGAUGGCCAGGUUGAAAACAUCUGAUGAUGGCAGUCUUGAUGUGAGAUAUGUAGAUGAUAUUCAUAUAGUUUUAUAGGCAGACUGUGUAGAUUUAACACUUAUGUUUAGGAUUGCUUAAUGAAAGUAUAAUUAAAUGUAAUACUUUUAUCAUA
This is a messenger RNA of Uranotaenia lowii, 3495 nucleotides long. RefSeq names its product ankyrin repeat domain-containing protein 11. The coding region runs from base 948 to 3317 and encodes 789 amino acids. Gene Ontology annotation, cellular component: nucleoplasm. Lineage: Eukaryota; Metazoa; Arthropoda; Insecta; Diptera; Culicidae. The record is from RefSeq and is a predicted model, not a curated record. The transcript is spliced from 4 exons. Gene Ontology annotation, molecular function: protein binding.